AUGGGAUGCUGCUUCUCUGAGCCCGUCGAUUUCGACGGUGAGGUCAAUCUCUAUCACUUCGAUCUUCACCGUGCCGUUGGCAAGGGUGCGUUUGGCAAGGUGCGGGUCGUCGAGCAUAAGCGCUCCAAAAAACUCUAUGCCCUCAAGUAUAUCGACAAGGCCCGUUGCCUGAGGCAAAAGGCCGUCGCCAACAUUAUCCAGGAGCGCAGACUGCUAGAAGAGAUUGAUCAUCCUUUUAUUGUCAAUCUGCGUUAUGCCUUCCAAGACGACGAGAACUGCUUCUUCGUCUUGGACUUGAUGCUUGGUGGCGAUUUACGAUUCCACUUGGAGCGUAAAGGCUAUAUUCAAGAAUCCGUCGUACGUUUUUGGGUCGCGGAACUAUCAUGUGCUUUGGAAUACCUCCACCGCCAACGCAUAAUUCAUCGGGAUUUGAAACCCGACAACAUUCUUUUGGAUGCAAUGGGCCACGCCCACAUCACAGAUUUUAAUGUGGCUAUUCAUUAUUCCGAACGACGCCUCCACACAAGUGUAGCAGGGAGCAUGGCGUACAUGGCUCCUCAGGUUGUCAGCAAAAAGGGUUAUACUUGGCACAUCGACUGGUGGAGUCUCGGUGUCACCGCUUACGAGUUAAUCUUCCACAAACGACCCUUCGAUGGCCGGAGUACGGAAAAGAUGACCCAUUCAAUCCUCAAAGAUCCUUUACGAUUCCCUGAAAAUGCAGCCCAGCGAUGUAGUGAAGACGGCAUCGCCGCUCUCAAAGGUUUUAUUGACCGUGAUCCCACGACACGUCUAGGUUGUCGUCCAGAUGGUCAGGGUAUUGAAGACAUUCGACGACAUCCUUGGUUUGCUGGCAUUGACUGGGAUAAUCUGGAAAGCAAGGAAUGUCAACCUGUUUUUGUCCCUGAUAUGAAGCAAGCCAAUUUUGAUGUCUCGCACGAACUCGACGAAUUCUUGAUGGUCGAGAAACCACUGACGCAUUCUAAACGAAAGGCUAAUCCAGACCUCGAGAAAAUGAAACCGGAGCUGAGGCAGCUUGAAGAACAAUUUACCGUCUACAACUUUACGAGCAUGAAACGGAUGUCGUACUAUCCUCACAAUCAGCCCAUUGUCGCACUUGGUGCCGAUAUGGACAACACUGACCGGACGAUGCUCGCCCACUCGGUGACAGGCACUGUACAGACUAUCGUGCCUACAGCGACUGUCGUCGAACGGUCACAGGCCGGAUCGCCAAUGUUGGAAAGCGAUGAUCGGCACCACCAUCCUCCAUUGCCAAAUGGCGCAUAUGGCCAUGGCCAUUCAUGA
Messenger RNA from Psilocybe cubensis, 1302 nucleotides. RefSeq lists its product as uncharacterized. Gene Ontology annotation, biological process: protein phosphorylation; G protein-coupled receptor signaling pathway; regulation of signal transduction. The transcript has 8 exons. Bases 1 to 1302 code for a protein of 433 amino acids. The record is from RefSeq and is a predicted model, not a curated record. Gene Ontology annotation, molecular function: ATP binding; G protein-coupled receptor binding; G protein-coupled receptor kinase activity. NCBI's taxonomy places the organism in Eukaryota, Fungi, Basidiomycota, Agaricomycetes, Agaricales, Agrocybaceae.